Varanus komodoensis (Komodo dragon) is the source of this 2779-nucleotide messenger RNA. RefSeq names its product mediator complex subunit 30 (gene MED30). Gene Ontology annotation, molecular function: transcription coregulator activity. Gene Ontology annotation, biological process: positive regulation of DNA-templated transcription. The coding region runs from base 149 to 688 and encodes 179 amino acids. The transcript has 5 exons. Gene Ontology annotation, cellular component: mediator complex. The record is from RefSeq and is a predicted model, not a curated record. Lineage: Eukaryota; Metazoa; Chordata; Lepidosauria; Squamata; Varanidae.
GGUUUCCGCCGCCGCCGCCGCCGCCGGGGGAGGUGUCGAGUAUGUGAGGCGACGUCGGCGACGGAUCCGCGGGCCAAGCCGGUUCAGGCGAGAAGGGGGCCGAGCCGGGGAAGACUGGGCUGCCUGUCUGAUUCCACAAGGCAGCAAAAUGUCAACACCACCUCUAGCAGGAGCAGGAAUGCCUCCUGGUGCCUUUUCUGGACCUCAGGCUCAAGCUGCACGGGAAGUGAACACAGCUUCUUUAUGCCGCAUUGGUCAAGAGACUGUGCAGGAUAUUGUAUUUCGCACCAUGGAGAUUUUCCAGCUGCUGAGAAAUAUGCAGCUUCCAAAUGGUGUCACCUAUCAUACGGGCACAUACCAAGACAGAUUAGGAAAGCUGCAAGAACAUCUACGUCAACUCUCAAUACUGUUUAGGAAACUGAGAUUGGUAUAUGACAAAUGCAAUGAAAACUGUGCAGGACUUGACCCCAUCCCCAUAGAGCAAUUAAUUCCUUAUGUGGAAGAGGAUGGUUUUAAGCAUGAAGACCGAGGAGCAGCCAGCCAACUUCUCUUUGCAAGUGAAGAGAGAAGGGAAAUCAUGGAAGUGAACAAGAAACUGAAACAGAAGAAUCAACAGCUGAAGCAAAUCAUGGAUCAAUUACGGAAUCUCAUUUGGGACAUAAAUGCAAUGUUAGCAAUGAGAAAUUGAAAUAUGUUUCCCCUUUUUCUAAUGAUGGCAGUUGAUUUUAUUUGCUUGGGAAAAAUAUAAGAACAUAUUCCUAUCCCACCCCCUGCUUUCUUAUCCCAGUAAUGCACAGUCUUUUGAAAUAGCCAAGACAAUGAAGAUGUUAAUAUGUAUAAAAAUGAGUGUAUAUAGUAUGUGUAAUUCAUUUGUUUUGUUUUGAUUAUGAAUGGUGAAAAAUUGAGACGUUUUAAAAAAUGAAUUAAUUCAAUAUAAUAUUAAUUCAUUAUAAACAUUUUUUAUUGUUCUUAUCCUUUAGCAGCACUCUGUUUUACCACAGAGGCUUACUUUCAAGGGACCCGCUGAACAGCUGUGUUGAAAGAUAAUUUAUCCUUUAUUUGCAACAAGAACUGACCUGGAAUGAUCCAUGCAGGUUGGGUUGGGCUGGGUUUUUGUUUUGAGUUUGCUCUCCUUGAUGGUGUGAAAGCUCCAUACACAUUUAACUGGGAGCAAGUGCUGUAAACCAAGGCAGUUGGGAGUCUGUUCAUCUGCAGGACCAUCCCAGUACCAAAGACUGGAAGGGUCUAAGACUUAAGUUUUAGGAGAAGGAGACUGGUUUUAUUCUCAGAGAUCACCUGUUAGGCCUUGAUCUCUGCAGCUCUUUUCCCUGAAUUCAUGGAAGUAGCACAUUGGUCUGUUGCAGCAAAAACAAGGGAGCCCUGUGUGGCACAUUAAAGCAAGGGAGGGUGAUGCAUACCCUCUAGAUGUCAGUGAACUGCAACUCCCAUGAUCCCUCAUAUUUGCCUCUGCUGGCUAGGGCUGAUAGGAGUUGCAGUCUAAGGGUCAAAGAUUACUCACUGUUGUGUUUAAGACUGAGAGUUAUUAGCCAUUCUCAGGCAUACGACAGACUGUGUAAAUACAAACUCUCUGUGGGGACCCCAAAGCUUUGGCUGAGACCACUGAACAAUGCAGAGUGAACAGGUAGGCCCUCUCUCUGUUGUGCAUCUGCCACUUCUGCAUCAUUUCCAGAUCAUCAGAGAACCCAGGAACAUCUCUCUUCACACACUGUUACCAUGACAUGCGAAUCUGACACUCCAGGUUGUUGAGGGAGGGACAACCCAGAGUUUGAGACCAUGUUUAGCGGUUGGGUUCAAACUCUAGUUAGGUCUUCCUCAGCAGCCCCAGGUGUCAGCACAGCACCAACUCUUGAAUGUUACUGCACUCUUCAGAAAUCCAGAAAGAAGCAAAUGGCAAGCUUGUAGGAAGCAACACCUUGGUUUCCUCUGGCGCAGCCCUGGCUAGCUAUAGGUUGUGAGUGUUCUUCCCUGAGAGGUGGUCUAGAAAUCAUGUUGGAUGGUUAGAUAAUUUUCCUUUUGCUUUUUUGGUGGGACAGCGUUCCUCUCAAAAGCAUGUGCCCAAAUCAUAGAUGAAUCAUAUCCAUGUUUAGUUGGUUAUUAAGGACCGCCGCCUUCAACUGUGCUUACUGUCUGGUAAAUUUGUGUGGGACAGCAAUCUUAGUUUAUAAGAGAUGCUUUGUUAUUUCUUGAAGUACUUUCUGGGGGAAAAGGUUGCGAAAGAGCUAUAGAAGUCUGAAAUGCCUUGGGCAUAAAAAGAAAAAGGAAAACCUGUGACCUAGUCUCUCUUAGCCGUUCCAGGCAUUCAAGGGUUAGUGGAGCUUUGUUUCUGAAGUCUCAGGCUACCAGAAAAAUAGCUUUUUAAUCAUGGUUAAAGGAAGACACUUGGAGUCUGUUCAAACUUAUAGUUGGCAGUUUCCUUCACCAUGGUUGUCUGCCCAUUCCCUCCUCCCUAUAGCCAGCGACUUGCAUGGAGUGGCCUUUUUCAUCCUUUGAACAUGACUGCUCCAUUUAGAUGCCUUUGAUAGACUUAUUGUCCAUGAAUUUAUUGUACCUGUAUUCAGUAGGCCCCUGGGUUUUGUGUUGGUGCCAUCACAGCCUGAGAAAUAAAACAAUGAGUCAAGGCAAAUGUCUUUCUUGUAACUGGGGAAUACUGGCAGCCAAAGUAUUUCUUGAGGAGUCCAAAAAAGAUUCUGGUGUGAGAGGGAAGAGGAUUCUUCCAUUUGCAACUAAAAUAUAUACAAAUAAAACUGUCUGGAAUGUA